Messenger RNA from Fusarium oxysporum Fo47, 2517 nucleotides. Its product is annotated as fungal specific transcription factor domain-containing protein. The record is from RefSeq and is a predicted model, not a curated record. Gene Ontology annotation, molecular function: zinc ion binding; DNA binding. The transcript has 13 exons. Gene Ontology annotation, biological process: DNA-templated transcription. Lineage: Eukaryota; Fungi; Ascomycota; Sordariomycetes; Hypocreales; Nectriaceae. Bases 1 to 2517 code for a protein of 838 amino acids.
AUGGCGAAACUGACCGUCACUCUUAUCCCAUGGGAUCCAAACUCCCCUGAACAUGUGAGGCGCAUGGUUGAGCAGCGCAUAAUUUGUGGCUGGCAAGCGUCAACUGUCCCGACUGAGUGGGAAAAUGGACAUAUCAACGGGACGAAAUGCGUUUACUGGAUUGAGACAGAAGAACUCCUCGACUCGAGCAAGACGCUGCUCGGAAAACCACGCGUUCCCACUGGCGCAAAGUUCAUUCCGGUUGGGCACGUCGCUCUUGACACCCAUAUCUCAGACUAUGCAGAAAAGCUUGAACUAGAGUUCCCCAAAUCUGACGCAUACUGGGUCAAGAGUCUUUACGUAUCUUACAGACUUCAAGGCCUUGGUGUCGGCGGAGCUGCUAUGAAAAUCGCUGAACGUGUGGCCACGGAGGAGCCCCUCAACGCUAGACAUCUCCUAUUAGACACGGUGCACCAAGAAGAUCAGGCGAAUGAGGAAUUCGCUAUAGCUGUCUAUGGAGGAGCUUUCAAGAUUCCCACUCAGGCCUGCAAUGUCCACAUCGUCUCGAUCUCCCAGGAUUUCGGGUGUGAGAAAAACACAGAACAAGAAGUUAUUGGCAUGCCUGACAUGUCGGAAGAAGAAGGUCAAAUGCUCCGGGACCGUGCCUUCCACGUUGAAGAUCUCGAGAAUCGCCUCGCUCAGUAUGAAGGACGGAAUCAUGACAUGGGAGACUGGGCCCCCGAUGCUAUUGAUGUUCGAAGUCCUUUCUCUACUGGUCAAGAUGCUCAACAGCCGCGAGACACACCGGCCGUUGCGCCCUCACCGAUUCCAAAAUCUACGACCAGACCGACGACCUCGAUACCAUUGACCGGCCGGUCAAUAGAAACCGACUCGUCGUUGAGCUCGAGCGCUACCUUUGGCUUCAGGGUUCAAAACCUGCUCAGUAAUGCUCGACAUAGACGCGAUAUUCCACACCCUACCACUCACGUCUCCAACAGUAACAACUUGUCUCCAAGACAGGCCUACAUCACAUAUCAAGGCUUUCUACCCCUUCUGCCUAGCGAAGCGGAAGCCUAUCAUCUCCUAGAGGUUGUCAGCCUGUACAUUGGUCAGAGUCAAAGUCACUUUGACGCGCGAGAGGUUUCCGACAAUAUUGAGCUCUACUAUACGGAUCCAGAAGGCCAGCUCCCGCCGACACCAUGGUUUUUGCGGAUGAGCAUCAUGUUUGCAUUGGGAAUGCUACUUUCCGGCGAAAACGUAGGGAGCAAUGGCGAUCACAAUUUAGGAGGUAAUUUGUUUGAGUUCGUCCAUGCACAAUUGCCAACACCUAGCGAGCAAUAUGCUCAAGGGAGGGUUGCAAUUGAGACAUUGACGUUGCUCGGGGUUUACCUACAAGCCAUGAACCGAAAGGAAGAAGCAUAUAUAUAUACCAGCAUAGCCUUGCGGCUCGCAGUCACACAUGGUUACCAUCGUCCUCUGGAGGGGACCCAAAUAUUGCGCUCGGAAAAAGCCCACAUUGGUAGGCUAUGGUGGACAAUUUACAUGCAAGAAAGGCGGUUGGCAGCGGCGACAGGCCACCCAUAUGGUAUUGAUGACGCUUUCAUCGUGCUAGAGUAUCCCACCGACCAGCCGGGGUUCAGCUCCACUCAGCCAAUACGCACAAAUGCUCGAAUCGCGAGAGUCACAAGCCGCAUCCUCAUAGACCUCUAUAGCCGCAAACGUCAGAACCAAGGCUCUUUCGUGCAUGAUGUCAAAGAGAUCAUUAGAUGUCUGCAUGAUAUUUCGAGCGAGAUACCAGAGAAUCUAGCAACGGUAGCUCAUGGACCAAAUGCGAAUGUUUCUGUGAGAACAACUGCCUCUCUUCAGCUCAUGCUAUACCAAGAUCGAGUUCUGGCCUGGAGCAACUGGGGAACUCUUCCUAUCUUUGGGUUCUUUGACUGCGAUGCCAUUUUUUCUGCGACUUUUGUCUUGAUUCUCACAGCUGUGUUUGACUCUGCUUGUGAAGACAAGGACAAGCUCAAUCCAUCGCCUGGAUUGGCUGAUGCAAUGGAGAGUCUUCAGUAUCUGGCCGACAACCACAAUACCACCGCCGUUGAACGACUCCAAGAGAUCCAUGAGAUUUUGCAUCAUUUGCCGGAAAAUUUACGAACAAAUGAGGGUACAACUGUCCCCUCGGGCUAUCGCUCACAAUCUGCGCAUAUCAAUGUACGCCAGGUCGCUGAUAAUGCAACAGAACCAGUGGUAGAUCCAGGUCUGUCGAGACCUGAUAUCGACCUGAAUGGUGUUGAACAAGAUAAUUUAAGCUUGGAGCAAGAGCCGUCAAACUUCAACGACAUGUCACAAGUCUGGAUACCCUCAGCAGUUAAUGCAAGCACUGUGCCAAACGACGACCUAAUCCCUAUGGAUACACCAUUGGAUGAGUAUUAUGGCUAUUUUCAGUCUCUGUUGGAUAACUCUGAUUGGUAUCUCACAGGGCAAGAUGUUGGAGACUUGGCGGAAUUUGGGAGACAUGUUGUUAACUUUAGUAGAUCUGAAUAG